Molecule: messenger RNA, 1771 nt
Organism: Doryrhamphus excisus (bluestripe pipefish)
Lineage: Eukaryota; Metazoa; Chordata; Actinopteri; Syngnathiformes; Syngnathidae
Gene: hs3st1l1
Product: heparan sulfate (glucosamine) 3-O-sulfotransferase 1-like1
Molecular function (GO): [heparan sulfate]-glucosamine 3-sulfotransferase activity
Source: RefSeq, a predicted model, not a curated record
GGAGUGCAAGUGAGAAGAGCAACCUUGACCCGAUCAUCUGACGGCAUAUGGCUCCUCCUCGCCUCCCCUCCUCUCUCUCUCUCUCUCUCUCUCUUGUUCCACGCGUGUCUGUGCACCAGAGGCAGCGGUUCUCCUCUUGUGAUGAAACAACACCUCCAUUGCUCCUCCGCGUCUGUUUUUUAAAUCAAUCAGUGAUGCGAGGAGGUGAGCGGGAGGAGUAACGGAACGUUUUAUUUCAUUGUGUGUUUGGCUGUGAUUUUUUUGUUUUUACGCGGUGGACCUGCUGUGCGCAAAAAAAAUCUUUUUUUUCCACGUUUCGGCAUCAUUUUUAUCCACCCCACGAUGAGUGGAUCCUGAUAGAGAGAAGAAGCCAAGAGGUGCGCUGACAUCCUCAACGAGACAUUGGAAGUGGAUGGUGGGAUUACUUUGAGACCUGCCAGAGGUAUGCUUGCCAGAAAAAACAAGAUAAAGUAACACAGUGCCAAUACAGAUGUGCUGUGGACUGCCUGUGAUUUGGUCUCCUGUUAAAAUCCCGUGGCAGACAAAACCUGCACUUUCAACCGAGCCCAGAGAGACAGCUCUGGUUUACGGCUAAAUCACAAGCUCCUGUUCUUGGCUCCAUCGUUAUUCUUCAGCAUCCUGUCAAUCACCAUGGCCUGCUUCCUGGCAUCUGCCUUUCUUCUGGUCCUCCACACGUACGCUGGCGUUUCUUUGAACAGCAUGGAUCUCACCAACAGUGAACACGUGGCGUCUUCUCCCCCGCCGGGCACUAGCAAAAGAUGCCCACAUAGCAUAAUAAUCGGCGUACGCAAAGGCGGCACCAGAGCCCUCCUGGAAAUGCUGGACAUUCACCCCGAGGUUGCUGCUGCUGCAACCGAGGUGCAUUUCUUUGACUGGGAUGAGAACUACUCCAAAGGCUUGGAGUGGUACCGUGAGCUGAUGCCCUACUCGUACCCUUACCAAAUCACCGUGGAAAAAACCCCAGGGUACUUCACAUCAGCGCUCGCACCAGAACGCAUAAGCGCCAUGAACUCCUCCAUGAAGCUGCUGCUGAUCUUACGCGACCCGGCCGAGCGGGUCAUCUCCGACUACACCCAGGUGUACUUCAAUCGACUGGAGAACCACAAGCCGGUGCAAGCCAUCGAGAACCUUCUGGUGCGCAACGGAGCCCUAAAUAUCCGCUACAAGGCCAUCCAGAGGAGCCUCUACGACGUUCACAUUCGGAACUGGCUGCGUCACUUCCCCUUGGAACAGAUUCAUAUCGUGGACGGGGACUUGCUCAUCCACGAUCCCUUGCCGGAGCUUCAAAAAGUGGAGCGUUUCCUCAACUUGCCACCCAGGAUAGUUUCCUCCAACUUCUACUUCAACCACACCAAAGGCUUUUACUGUAUUCGAAGCGACGGUCGAGAGCGGUGUCUGCACGAGUCGAAGGGACGUCCCCAUCCCGCGGUCAACGGUACUGUCCUCCAACAACUCCGUUCUUACCUCCAGGAGCAUAACAGAACCUUCUUUAGGCUGGUGAAGCGUACCUUCAACUGGCAGUAGGAGAGUCAAAGCGAGGAACAAAGCACUUUACGCAAAUGACGUUUAAAGGGUCUGGCUGAAGGUUCUAGUCCAGGACUGAUCCCGAACUGCGUUUACACAAUACGGCAGAGUAACAUCUUCAAGUUGCUGGAAGCACAUAAUAUGUUUCAUGAACUGGUGAACUGCUUUUUUUCCUUCUCCGUCUUGUUUGAUAUUCUUGUUCUUGAUAAUAAAUUGUUCUUCUCAA